Messenger RNA from Bombus huntii, 5661 nucleotides. RefSeq names its product procyclic form-specific polypeptide B1-alpha-like. NCBI's taxonomy places the organism in Eukaryota, Metazoa, Arthropoda, Insecta, Hymenoptera, Apidae. Gene Ontology annotation, cellular component: chitin-based extracellular matrix. The transcript is spliced from 3 exons. Bases 206 to 916 code for a protein of 236 amino acids. Gene Ontology annotation, molecular function: structural constituent of chitin-based larval cuticle. The record is from RefSeq and is a predicted model, not a curated record.
UAGAAAGAGGAAAGCCGAGUGGCGGUGGAAAGGCGUGGUAGAAGAUCAGAGUGCAAUCUGCAUUAUUCUGUAGCUGAGGCGCGCGGGCGGCCAUCAAGGACUCUUCAGGUCAACGUGAUCCAAUCUGCCGUAUAAAACGCCCCUCUCGACGGUCCUUCGAGCACUGUUGUACUUCUCGUCGCCCCGUUGUCGUUAUUUCUCCAAUAUGUAUGCGAUAUUCGCGUUACUAUUCUGCACGGUUGCAUCGGUCUCGUGUCAAUCGACGAAUAGACAAUACCAGUCACCUCAACAGGCAGCAAUUUUGAGUGACGCAAGAUAUCUAGCUGGAGAUGGAACCUUUGGCGCCGCUUAUUCACAAGAAGAUGGUGUGGAAUUCAAAGAGGAAAGCGACGUUUACGGGAAUCGCCGUGGGUCUUACUCCUACGUCGAUCCUACGGGUCAAAGACGCACAGUGACAUAUACGGCUGGGAAAAAUGGCUUUCAGGCCACAGGCGACGGCAUUCCCGUUCCACCCCCACAAGUUCCACCUCAACCAGAGUACGUACCUCUACCGCAAUACAACCCACCCGAUUAUCAACCACCGCGAUACAACCCAUCCUUGCAAUCGUAUCAACGUCAGAGUCAACCAGUUUAUGAAGCACAACCAGCGCCUCAGCCCCAACCUCAACCUCAACCUCACCUUCCACCUCAACCAGUGUAUCAAUCUCAACCACAAUACCAACCUAGACCUCAACCACCACCUGAAAUUCAAUCCAUCCCUUCCUACAACCCACCGCCACAGUAUCAACCUCCGGCUAGACCAUUACCACAGUACAACGCUAUAACGACGCCACCACCUCGAAGGUUUUACCCACCUGGAAAGUUGAACUUCAAUAGGACUCCGGAUGGCUACUCCUACACGUUUAAUAAAAGUUAAGAAAAAGGUAACUAGGAAUGGGAGUAACUUCUAAUUUGUAAUUUGUCACUCGUAAAAUUUGGCCAAUAAUAUGGAAGAAUGGAAUAAUGUACGAGAGGGCGCAGGUUGUCAUUUUAUAAGGUAAAUUUAGAAAGAUAAAGAACUUUCAUCUGACGAAAUUCGUUCAUAUUAAAAUUUUAAAGAAAAUCGUCUUUUUUCUUAACGAUCUAUUUUAAACUCGAGAGAGAAUUGAUUAAUUGAUUAUUAUGUGUUAGUUUGUAUGCAUCUAUCAUUUUGUCGAUUUUCUUCGAGGUGUAUGGUUAAUAUUUAAAACUUACUGGGUUCAGAAAUAGAAUGUACUUAUAAAUUAGGAUAAAAUUGAAUAUCGUGUAAAUUAUACUUAAAGAGGAAAGGAAAAAUGGAAAGAAUAAUUAGAAUAAUUCUAUUAAUUUGUGAAUAAGUCUCUGGAAUCCUAUUAUAGAAAUUAUAUGACGCAAGAGAUUUCUGUGUAUUAUAAUAUAGAUUUUCGCUGUGUAUUGUGUAAUAUAUUGUGUACUUUUUGUAAUUUAUUAGAGUAGAACUAACCUUAGAAUAUUUGCUAAUUUGCUCAUAUUAUCAUUUAUUCUGAAUUUAGAGAGCUACAUUUUCAAGAAUUUCCACGUUUUAUUUUGUAUAUCGUAGUUUAAUAGUUAACAUAAUGUUUUUCAAUGAUAGCCUAUCUAAAAUCUAUUAAACCAAGCGUAUCACAAAAUUUUCGAAAAAUUCUAAGAAAUCUACUAUCCGUAAAUAUCAUAGGCGGAAAUUAACAAACGAUAAAUUAAAUGUGAGAGCAUGCAUUCAUAAUUAGGAGAUUGUAGGUAGCCAGAGCCUUGUCCAUGAUCUUACUGCAAGGUACCUCGCGUGAAACAAGUUGAACUUCCUCUGAAACACUGCAUACAAUCUAUAUAAAUUCUUGAGGAAACGAAUACAAUAUUUAUUUUGCCAAUUAGGGAGGAUUCCUUCGUUCACUUACGUUAUCGCUAAUUAUGGGUAUAGUGUCAGGCAAAUAUUCGCGAUAGAAUAGAUUAGAUUAGUUGGAAAGUUCUAUCGACUUCUUUCACUUAAAGUUUCUUUUAGUUCGAUAAUUUAUAUCCGCAAAUAUUCUAUUAGCCAGAAUAAAAAUUUCCAAUUACAAGGAAGCAUUUUCCUCAUAACAUUCGCAAAGUGUACCAUGAAAUGGAGAAAGUAUGCUUCGUGUAUCGAUGUGUCAUUUCAUUAUGGCUCCUAGAAGAACUCCUAAAAAAGCGAAGAAAUUAUAAAUUCUAUACUUUAGAGGGAAAAUGUAGACGAUAAGUUUGAGUAGCGUUUCAGCAGCGUAAGGCGAAGAGUACCAAUUAAAAUUUCUCACUGAAGUGUUGGAAUGAAUUUAAAUGGAGAGAAAGGAGAAGCAUUAAAUAAGAAAUGUCGAUAGGAAUUUCCGACAGAUCGGACAGUUCGCGUGAAAUUAGCAGCGGCGUCGUGUAAACUAUUCAGCAUUUUACAAACUCCAUUGCAUCGAAUUUUCUUAAUCGCUUCGAUUGGACGACGCCCUGCGUUUCGCAUAGCAAUUCCCUUUACAAAUGCGAGCACUAUCCCGCGCACUUUGGGGUCACGUUACUUUCAUUGAACAACCUUUGACGUAUCCCAUGCUAUUGCAACGAUCUACGAGGGAUCCCACGAUCCAUGAGGGAGGAUACGUGAUCUUUUAGGUGUGAUUCAUACCUUAUUGUAAAUAUAGGUUGAACGUGUAAGGCAUCGCCUCUUGAAACAGGUUUCAGUAGGUUACAAUAAUUUCAAUUAUGCUUCAUAUCCUACUAUAUUGUAUUAUAUCUAUUUCUGUAAUUGGAAUAGAAGACUAAGAUAGGAUAGAAGUGAUCGAACUAAUUUCUACAUCUAAUAAACUGAUAUAAAAAUGUUCUCAUGAUCUCAUUUCCUCGUUAUAAUGUCUUAUUUUUAUUGUUCUUGUAUUACUACAUUUUUCGUCUCUGGUAUUAUCUCCAGCUCGUUAUAAUUAAAAUAUUGUAAUAAAUAAAAUAUACUGAAAUAAUGUGUGAAAUUCUAAUAAAAGACGGCAGUAGUUGAACAAAUGAACAAUUAAGAGAAUCAAAUGUCGGAUAAAUAUUAUUAAAUAAUAACUAGUAAUUUAAAAUUCAAUCGAAAUAUUAUAGUAGCGUAUCACGUAAAUGAAAUCUCACAAGCAAAAUAAGUAUAAGCACAUAAAACAGUGUGCAUUUAGAAUGAAACGUACCUAAGUACAUAUACAAAUAGAAACAGAAAUUAGAAAUACUUAUUCCAAAAAACAUAUUUAGACCCUAACCGUUCAAAUUUACCUCGUGAAAUUUGUACAAUAUUCGUCUCUUAAUAGUCAUCUCCUGAAACGCCAUACUUUUGCUCUCACCUAUCCGUCAUCGAAUGCAACUGGCACGUCAUGUCAACUACGCCCAGCUCGAAACGGAAGGAAAGUUAGGCAAAGACAAAGAAAACUUAGACAAAGGGACAAUUAUCUUAUUAUGCUGGCUCGCGAAUAAUACCCGUGCAGUUGGAACGAAAAUAAAAAUGUAGUUGAACAGGGCGUCCGUUUAUCAGUAUUGGCAAUACGGGUGCGGCAAGGCAAACCGGCCGUAUCGAAGCAGGAACUCGAUAUCCUUAGUAGUGGACCCAAAGAAACGCAUACCGUAACGUUUCGCGUCACGUCGAUGUCCUUUAAGAAAGUCGAUCACGGAGUUAAUUUAUGGCCAAACGGGUGCAGUUCACGCUGGAUGCAGCAUGCGAGCACCGGUUACAUACUUGUCGAGCCACUUGAAUGCCCUGCAUCCGUGUUACAUUUGGUCACUUCAUCCAUUUUUUUCUUUUUCCAUUCUACUGUCAUAAGUUGAUAGAUAGAAUUAUGACAAGCUUUUAAGCUUUUAGUAUGUUUCAACGUAGAGAAAUUAGUUGCUCGUAUACUGAAUUUUUAUUCAAAUUCGUAGGUAUUUUUAUGGAGACAACUUGUAUAAGAAAUUUGUCUUACUCACUGAAUAUCAUAAUAAGUGACUUACUUCGAAAAUGUUUGUAUAUCAUGCGCGUCUUGUAAAUUUUUGGAGAUUUAAAUUUCCCAUAAAUACAUAAAUAUACCCAAUCUAGUUAUCAAAUAGCUUAUUUAUAACAAAUAUCAAUUUCUGAAGCUUGAUUAAUUUAAUGAAACGCAAAAAAUAUUGUUGAAUAAUAUUUAUAAUAUGAAUAAUGUUUUUAAAAUUCUUAUGCUAUACAAAACAAACGAGAUAGGAAAACUAGUAUGCCAUGUAUUACAUUACGCGUUUCUCCAAUAUUAAUUCAGAAUCAUUCGAAUAUAUUUCAGUAAUGUGAAAGGCAAUGUUUUACUUUUUCAGUUGUCUUUUAUUUAUAAAGGUAUAUUGGUUAUACAUUUCGUUUCAUGAUUAUGGCAGUAAUAUACUGACUCUGAUUAGCUGCGCGUGACAUCAACAGUAUAAAAGUAAUCUAAAAACAGCUGCUAGAGGCAGUGGCAUCAAUCAUUCACUCCUCACAACAGAAACAAACAGAAAAUAAUAGUAAUAAAAGAGAAAAUAGAAAAAAACAUAAAAGAACGAGAAGAACAACUCUCAUCUUAUCUAUAUUAAACUUAUACUUAUUUAGAAAUUCAUAUGCCAAUGUGCCUCCUUAACACGUUUCAAUUUCAAAUGAUCAAAACGAAAUCGGAUAAAUCCCAGAGAAAAGGCACUAUACGUCUAUUAAAUAUAAUAUUCCACUCUCGACCGUACAAAGUACCACGAUUAUAAAUCAUUACGCUUUACAUCGCAUAAACGUUUCAUUUCCGCAUGCAAUUCUCCUCGAAAUAAGAAAAAGAAAAACUCUAGAAGAAACGCUGGAUCGCGUUAGAUCCUCGAUAGACAUAUUAUUGCAAUCUCUACAAAUUUACAUUUUCGUCGACGGCGUGCAAAUGGCAGGCAUAAUUUUUCGAACUAUGUCAUGCUGGUUUCUGGUACUCUUCGUUCGUAAAAAUCAAGACCGUAAAUUAGUUUUCAUAUUUGCACCUUCGUGUCGGUCGUUGUUACACUCCGUUUAAUCGCUCCAUUUAAUCCCUUUAAUCACCUCAUUUUAAUUCUUCAAUUUUCUAUCACUGAUUCAUUGUGACAUCAGACACAAUAGACGGACGUGGGAAAAAUGGAAAUCCGCUUACACGAAUCGUUCAGCUUUGUAUCAAAUUUUCAACGACCUAACUCCAACUAUUCUAAAUUCAUACAAACUAUGUAAAAGAUGUUUCUCGUUAACUGCAUUAGAAGAAAGGCCGGCAUUUUUGUCUUAUUUUUCUCCAUUUCCUUUACAUCGUUACUAAUUAAGCCGCUAUAAACGGUUAUUGUUUACGCAUAUUUAUCGCGCGAGUGUCAGCGAACGUUUUCUAUCAAAAUUACUCGCAGAACCUCCUUUUCUGUCUUUUCAUUCACAUUUUGUCUUCAUUUUUCGUCUUCGUCCUUCCUUUUCUUCGUAACAAUCGCAACUAUUGUCGAUACGAUUAACACUAUAUUGCACUAGUUAGAAUUAUACAAAAUAUAUACCUAACGGUAGGUAUAGCUUUUUUCUUUUUCUUUCUUUUUGAAGUAUACCAUUUUAGGCACCGUUAUCCUGGAAGUAAUUUGGAUCGAAAAUAAGCCGGAAAUGAGUCGUACGUGAGGCAGGAGGCACGGCAGUUUUAGCAACAUUAUGGUCUCGCUGACUAUAUAAUGUUUUAUUCUAAAGACGAGAGGAAGAAA